Messenger RNA from Rotaria sordida, 951 nucleotides. NCBI's taxonomy places the organism in Eukaryota, Metazoa, Rotifera, Eurotatoria, Philodinida, Philodinidae. The record is from the annotation of a GenBank genome assembly.
AUGGUAACGCCUAGUGUUAAAUAUUUUUUACUUGAUGUUGCGCUUUCAUUUAAUCAACCAAAAUUUUGUCCAACACCAGUUUGGAAUCCAAAUGGAAUUACUUUUGCUAAUCGAACGACAGUUGAUGAAGAUCCCAUCAACAUUUUUGUUGAUACGAACAACACAGUUUAUAUCACUAGUGGUCAAAGUAAUAAAAUUUUUGUGUGGUUUAAUGAUAGUAUCCAUCCAACAAAAAUCAUUUCUGGCGAUUUCUCAACUCCAGAGUCUAUCUUUGUUACAAACAAUGCGGAUAUUUUUAUUGCUAAUGGUGUAUCGGAGUAUCGAGUUGAUAAAUGGAUUUCAAAUACAAAUACCACUGUGACUGUUAUGAACACUAUUGAAUACUGUCUCAGUAUUUUUGUCGAUAUAAAUGAUACUUUAUACUGUUCAAUGAAAGAGUAUCACCAAGUUGUGAAAAGAUGGUUGAAUGAGAAUUUGACGACAACAACUGUUGUUGCUGCUGGGACAGGUUUCUGGGGAUCUGGCUCAAAUGAGCUUCAACAUCCUUUUGGAAUCUUUGUUGAUGUGAACUUUGAUUUAUAUGUGGCAGAUUGUGGAAAUGAUCGAAUUCAACUCUUUCAAUCAGGACAAUUGAAUGGCACGACAGUCGUAGGAGUUAGCUCAUCAAAUCCAACAAUUUCACUUAGUCGCCCAAGUGGAAUUGUAUUAGAUGCUGACAAGUAUUUAUUCAUUGUGGAUAGUGACAACCAUCGCAUUAUUAGAUCAGGACCAAAUGGUUUUCAAUGUGUAGUUGGAUGCAGUGAACGUGGUUCACAAUCCAAUCAAUUAUUGAUGCCGAAAACUUUGAGUUUCGAUAGCUAUGGAAACAUGUUUGUUAGCGAUGUGGAAAAUAAACGAAUUCAAAAAUAUUUAUUUUUAGAAAAAUGUUGUGGUAAGUUAAAAGUAGUUUAA